Molecule: messenger RNA, 4483 nt
Organism: Rhinopithecus roxellana (golden snub-nosed monkey)
Lineage: Eukaryota; Metazoa; Chordata; Mammalia; Primates; Cercopithecidae
Gene: RNF214
Product: ring finger protein 214
Exons: 15
Coding region: 103-2211 (702 amino acids)
Molecular function (GO): ubiquitin-protein transferase activity
Source: RefSeq, a predicted model, not a curated record
UCGUGCCGCCGGAAGUGGGAGGUGCCGCGCGCGGGCCGGCGCUCGACCCCUCCCCCCGUGGCUCGGCCGCCCCCUCCCCCCGCUCCGCCCGCUCAGAGCAUAAUGGCAGCGUCUGAGGUUGCUGGUGUUGUGGCCAAUGCCCCCAGUCCUCCGGAAUCUUCUAGUUUAUGUGCUUCCAAAUCAGACGAAGGUCUCCCAGAUGGUCUAAGCACCAAAGACUCUGCACAGAAACAGAAGAACUCACCUCUGUUGAGUGUAAGCCAAACGAUAACCAAGGAAAAUAACAGAAAUGUCCAUCUGGAGCACUCAGAGCAGAAUCCUGGUUCAUCAGCAGGUGACACCUCAGCAGUGCACCCGGCGGUUUUAGGAGAAAACUUGAUAGCCACAGCCCUUUGUCUUUCUGGCAGUGGAUCUCAGUCUGAUUUGAAGGACGUGGCCAGCACAGCAGGAGAGGAGGGGGACACAAGCCUCCGGGAGAACCUCCAUCCAGCCCCUCGGUCUCUUAAGGCAGGGUGCCAUACAAAGCAGCUUGCCUCUGGGAAUUGCUCUGAAGAGAAAUCCCCACAAGCCUCCAUCCUAAAGGAAGGUAACAGGGACACAGGCUUGGAUUUCCGACCUGUAGUGUCUCCAGCAAAUGGGGUUGAAGGAGUCCGAGUGGAUCAGGAUGAUGAUCAAGAUAGCUCUUCCCUGAAGCUUUCUCAGAACAUUGCUGUACAGACUGAUUUUAAGACGGCUGAUUCAGAGGUAAACACAGAUCAAGAUAUUGAAAAGAAUUUGGAUAAAAUGAUGACAGAGAGAACACUGUUGAAAGAGCGUUACCAGGAGGUCCUGGACAAACAGAGACAAGUGGAGAAUCAGCUCCAAGUGCAAUUAAAGCAGCUUCAGCAAAGGAGAGAAGAAGAAAUGAAGAAUCACCAGGAGAUAUUAAAGGCUAUUCAGGAUGUGACAAUAAAGCGGGAAGAAACCAAGAAGAAGAUAGAGAAAGAAAAGAAGGAGUUUUUGCAGAAGGAGCAGGAUCUGAAAGCUGAAAUUGAGAAGCUUUGUGAGAAGGGCAGAAGAGAGGUGUGGGAAAUGGAACUGGAUAGACUCAAGAAUCAGGAUGGCGAAAUAAAUAGGAACAUUAUGGAAGAGACUGAACGGGCCUGGAAGGCAGAGAUCUUAUCACUAGAGAGCCGGAAAGAGUUACUGGUACUGAAACUAGAAGAAGCAGAAAAAGAGGCAGAAUUGCACCUUACUUACCUCAAGUCAACUCCCCCAACACUGGAGACAGUUCGUUCCAAACAGGAGUGGGAGACAAGACUGAAUGGAGUUCGGAUAAUGAAAAAGAAUGUUCGUGACCAAUUUAAUAGUCAUAUCCAGUUAGUGAGGAAUGGAGCCAAGCUGAGCAGCCUUCCUCAAAUCCCUACUCCCACUUUACCUCCACCCCCAUCAGAGACAGACUUCAUGCUUCAGGUGUUCCAACCCAGUCCCUCUCUGGCUCCUCGGAUGCCCUUCUCCAUUGGGCAGGUCACAAUGCCCAUGGUUAUGCCCAGUGCAGAUCCCCGCUCCUUGUCUUUCCCAAUCCUGAACCCUGCCCUUUCCCAGCCCAACCAGCCUUCCUCAUCCCUUCCUGGCUCCCAUGGCAGAAACAGCCCUGGCUUGGGUUCCCUUGUCAGCCCCCACGGUCCACACAUGCCCCCUGCCGCCUCCAUCCCGCCUCCCCCAGGCUUGGGCGGUGUUAAGGCUUCUACUGAAACUCCCCGGCCCCAACCAGUAGACAAACUGGAGAAGAUCCUGGAGAAGCUGCUGACUCGCUUCCCACAGUGCAAUAAGGCCCAGAUGACCAACAUUCUUCAGCAGAUCAAGACAGCACGUACCACCAUGGCAGGCCUGACCAUGGAGGAACUUAUCCAGUUGGUUGCUGCACGACUGGCAGAGCAUGAGCGGGUGGCAGCAAGUACUCAGCCACUUGGUCGCAUCCGGGCCUUGUUCCCUGCUCCACUGGCUCAAAUCAGUACCCCAAUGUUCUUGCCUUCUGCCCAAGUUUCAUAUCCUGGAAGGUCUUCACAUGCUCCAGCCACCUGUAAGCUAUGUCUAAUGUGCCAGAAACUCGUCCAGCCCAGUGAGCUGCAUCCAAUGGCGUGUACCCAUGUAUUGCACAAGGAGUGUAUAAAAUUCUGGGCCCAGACCAACACAAAUGACACUUGUCCCUUUUGUCCAACUCUUAAAUGACGGACCUGACUGGGGAGGAAGAAGAAGAGAAACUGAUGUGAACAGGAAGCGCGGGUUCAAGAUUUCUAAAACUCUAUAUUUAUACAGUGACAUAUACUCAUGCCAUGUACAUUUUUAUUAUAUAGGUAAUGUGUGUAUAGAAAGUCUGUAUUCCAAUGUUCGUAAAUGAAAGUAUGUAUAUUAUGCAGAAACAGUCUGUUCCCCCUCAUCUUGCAAUUCCUUUGGGGGGAUGCAGAUUGUAGGGAAGAUGAUGUUUAGUUUGGCCUGAAAUUAUGAUAUCCCUGCCCAGGGCUGUUUUCAAAUAUAAUAUAAAAACCACCUAGGAACCUGCUGUUGCUCUAAGGCCAUUCUGCUUUGGUUUGGCUCAGCCUCUAGUCCAUUUUCUUAAGGCUCAUGUAUGCAGAUUUAAAGCCUGGUGCUCACCCACUGUCCAACCAGAUGCCUUGCUUACUGAAAGCCUCCAGAAGCCUCAGUAUUGUUUUAGCCACUCUACUCCAAAUGGAUAAAAUGAGACUCUGAUUGAGGAAAAAAAAGUAACCCUAGUAGUUUGACUUCUUAUUGAAUAUUUUACUGUGUUAACGCUCAUUAUUUAUACAGACGUUAGGUUUACAGAAUAUUCUGUUUUACAUCACCAAAAUUCACAGUCCGAGAAUAACAACAUAACCAGGUCCCAGUUCCUCCAUGCACCCCACAAGCUUCUGUCCAAUCUAUUUUCUGGAUAGAAAUUAGCACAACCCACAGGUUUUUCCUGGGCCAAGCCUUCCUUUGCUGCCACUGGCUUGGCUUCUAAUCAAGCUCUGACCAGCCAACAUUGUGAAGUCCUCACCCUUUCCCAUUCACUUCUGGUCUCCUAGUCUAGCGAAUCCCCCUCCCCCUGAAGGUUAAGGCAGUUGGUUCACAACCAAGUUGUUGGGUGACCUUGGGUGAGCUCCAGACAGGCACUGGGGUGAGGAGAUGUCUGUGCAAAAUUAGUUGCAGAAUGAUCUUGGGAUGCUGGAUUUUAAUUUUUGAAGCAAGAAAGUUAUGGGGGACAUAUUUCCUGUCCUGGGAACAAUGGAGACCAAAGUGAUACUAAGAAAACAGUUUGGAUUUCAAAUUUAUCAAUCACUUGCUCUAUGGGUAGCUAUCAGGAACUAGAUCAUUUUCCACCUCUGCUUGUCGUACUUCUUAAUUUUAGGUUUUAUACCUGGGAAAGCUGUGACUCUGUUAGAGCUUUGAAUCUUUUCCUAUUCUUUUAUCUUUACUUCUACAGAGAAUGGCCUCAGCUCCCUUCUCUUUUAGAAUUAAACAAGUAAAAACUAAGAGUUAACUUUUUUAAAAAACUGACUCCAGGCAAAGGACAUUAUUAUACUACCAAUAGCUGAUUUUUUUUCCAUUAUGGGACCUAAAAUGCUUACAGGUCCUAGCAAUACAUGUCAGAUAGCAAAGACUUUUCCUUUCAGACCCAACUAAAUGAUCUCCUGUCGGCUUUUGAUACUCCUCUCCUUCUUUGUCUUUCAUCCCUGCCUGUCACCUCACAGAUGGAUUCUUUCUCAUUUCUCUUGCCUCACUUGCCCAGGUUUAUUGACUAGCAUCAGUUUAAGGAGCUGGACUUCCUGGGACCUCCUUGGCAUCUUGUAGGGUGAUUGGAGUGGCCUGAGUACUCAGCUCUUCAGAGGUCAGGUGACCCACUUUCUUUGGUUAAUGAAAUGUUACUGUCUCCAGGUUAGUAGCUGUCAUGAACAGGAAAGGUGGCAAAAUGGAAGACCAGUUCCAUUGUUCUUUUCGUUUAGGGGAUUCAUUUUUUUAUCUUGUAAUCUUAAGAUUUCCUCUCCCCUCAACUUUAUAGCAGCCUUAGGCCACCUGCCGUAUUUUUCAGUAUCCCUUGAAAAUUUAGAAAUUGGAAAUGAGUGUAAAGCAUAUUGUUUCUUUUUCAAAAUCCUCUGAAGCCAAAGGAGUAAAGAAAAAAAAAAAAAAGGAAGUGGUGAGGAGGGGGCUUAACUGCUUCCCAGUAAAGAUCCUAGAAAGCCCAUUCUAGCAGGAUAAGUGUUUUGGAGAGUUGUGCAUGGGAGCGAGCGCCUCAGUAUUACUAUUUCUUGUUCAGGAUCAGUCAGAAAGCAACACGAGUGUUGGCCACCCCUGUUCUCCCUUCUCCCUCUGUCCACUGGCCUGCAAUGAUAAAAGCCAUGCAGACCAAUGGGAAAGGCCCCAAAUACAGUGAGUGGAGAAUGGGACAGUCAUUUUUCAGGAGAAUUUAAAAAUAGAGAUGUAUAAUACAUAUUUUUACAAGCAA